Penicillium macrosclerotiorum is the source of this 273-nucleotide messenger RNA. RefSeq names its product Tim10/DDP family zinc finger protein. The record is from RefSeq and is a predicted model, not a curated record. NCBI's taxonomy places the organism in Eukaryota, Fungi, Ascomycota, Eurotiomycetes, Eurotiales, Aspergillaceae. Bases 1 to 273 code for a protein of 90 amino acids. The transcript is spliced from 2 exons.
AUGGACCCUCAGAUCGAUCUUUCUAAGCUCAGCGAGUCCGACAAGAAGGAGCUGCAGCAGGUCCUGAACAACGAGGCUCAGAAGUCCAACAUCCAGCAGGCUGUCCACUCCCUGAAUGACGUCUGCUUCAAGAAGUGUAUCGCCGGCAAGUCUAUCACCUCGGGCUCCCUCGACCGAAGCGAGGAGGCUUGCGCCCAGAACUGUGUCGAACGCUGGAUGGACACCCAGAUGUCCAUUCUCCAGCACCUGGGUACCCUACGCGGUAACCACUAA